AUGUCAAAGAUACGUUACAAGACCUUAGCAACAGAUGAAAAUUAUGACACUGAGGAGCCUUGUCAUCCUACAGUCCGGUCAUCUACCAGUUUUUGCUCUCUUCUGACCUUUGGGUGGAUGAAUAGUAUUUUCAAAACUGGAAGCAAGAGACCGCUGAAUCAGGCAGACUUUUUGCCGCUACACGAGAAUGACAGAACACGUGACCUGACGGAGCAACUUCAGAAAGAAUGGAAUGACCAGGUAGAGGAAUGUAAUAGCGAGGCCACGGAUGGAAAGAAACCCACACUCUGGAAAUGUGUCUUGAGAAUGCUUCCUUGGAGGGAGAUUGUCUUGCUAAUGAACUUUUGGCUCAUGGAAUCCUUGUUUCGCAUUUCUCAGCCCCUCGUUCUGGGUUUACUCAUCCAUUUGUUGAGCUCGACUGAGAAGCCGGAUCAUGCUCUUGUAUACGUUUUCUGUUUUCUCUUAGCAAUGGGUGGAUUGUCCACCGCCUGUACACAUUAUUCCGCCUACAGAUUUGAGUUGCUUGGUAUGAGGCUCAGCAGUGCUCUGAAAGGAAUAAUUUACUUAAAGGUGAGCUUGUAUAUAUGUGUUUUGAGACUACUGCAAAGCUGAUAACAACGUGUAUUGAUUUUUAAACAAUAUUUAGGCUAGUACUAAGUAAAAUAAAUGGACAAUGUCGCAAUAAAAAUUGUUUAAAAGGGAGAGAGUCGGAAACGACGUACAAUAUAAAAAUAGAUAAGGAUAUAGAUUAAAAUUCGUCACGGCGGUUUGGGCCAUAAGGUUCAAGAGUCAUGGUCUUAUCUAACAAAUAUAGCUUACGGACUGAGUCGGUUGUUCAUUUCAUAGCGCGCGCUAAUCAACGAAUAAAUCACUUUCCAGCGAUUAAAUAUGAAAACCAAUUGCCAACUAACAAUGUUUACACUUAACGAGUUUUUAGUAAGCCUUCGAAUUGUUUUUCUGCAGAUCCCCCUCAUUAGUCAACAAAACCUUAGAGAAACUACAGAGGGUAACAUCAUUUCCCUGAUAUCAAACGAUGUCCAGAGAAUAGAACUGGCUCCCAGAUGGAUUCUAACUUCGCUGUUGGCUGUUUUCGAGUUGGUCGCUGUAAUCUGUUUAGUUUUUUACCUCGUCGGCUGGCAGGCAUUAAUGGGAAUACUAUUCCUGACUGCAUUAAUCCCUCUGGUCAUGAAAAUAUCCUCUAUCUGCGCGCGAUUACGACAAGCGACCGCUGCGGUGACCGAUCGACGUAUUUCACUAAUGAACGAAUUGAUAUCUGGAAUCCGCGCACUCAAGGCGCAUGCGUGGGAAGAAAACUACCGGACUAAGGUGCAAGACGUGAGAAGGUAAGGAAAUGGAAGUCAGGUUUUUGUGGGGACUUAAGGUUUUUUUUUUUCAGGUCAGACGUUCAACUUUCUCUUUUCCAGACUGUCUGUCGCUUUAAGCAUUCAGGAGUAAAAUCACAAAUCUUCUGGAUAGCUGCUAAACAAUCAUCAAGCGUCUCGUUAUUAUUUCUGUUGUCUCAAAGUGCCCGUCACCUAAUUUUUUUUAUUUUCUUAACUGAAACUAUAUCUUAUUGAAAUAACUUCUGCGAAAAAAUUUUGCGAUUUGAACAAAAAGCGAUUUUUUUACCAAUUUUUGAAGUCUACAUUUUUGCAGUACACCCGCGCAGCUGAUCACGCAAACUAGCAGGCUCACAUAUGACGUCAUGUGACGUAAAUUAAGGAACUCGCACUGCCUUGCCUUCAUCAGCUGUACACAAAAAAGAUCAAUUACAAGUAAGGAUUGAAUCACAGUGUGUUCGCAAGAAGAAAGUUUUUCUGAAACAGAAAAACCUAACAGAACUCUUAAUAUUUCCCUGUCGACAAAGUCACGUGUUCCUUAAAGUACGUCAUACUCCGAGAGAAGACUAAGACGAAUGAUGUGCCAAAACUGCGGAAAAUUUGAACGUUUUUAAAAAAUUCGCAAAAAAUCGUCUUUGGUUCAAAUCGCAAAAUUUUUUCGCACACUCAAGUUAUUUUAAUAAGGUGUACUUUCAGAUAAGAAAAUAAAAAAUUUUAGGUGAUGGGCACUUUAACUCUCACCCGCCUCAUCAUCCUUAUCCUAGGAAAGCAACGUUACAAAAAAUGUCUUGGAUGACUUGGAGCCAGCCAUCCUGGUAAUGAGGCUGCUCAUUGGGAACCUAUAUAGCUGGUCAUGAUGAAGUGUUUCUAUACUACUGUUAAACGAAGAAAUUCUAAAGGAAUGUACUUAUUGUUACAGACCUCCUUCCCGAGGAAAAAUGGACCUCUAUGUUCGGGUUUAAGUUAUCUUUUCCAUGCAAAAUUUCCAGGAAUUCCAGAGAAAAAUCUUUUUUGGCCUAAUGAAGUUAUUGGAAAAUCAUGCCAAUUCUUCAGACUGUGCUUCCACAAACGCAUUACAGGGAUUUCAUGCCGAGAAAUCUUGAAAAAAGCCUGAAAUGGAAGAACAUCAGAUUAUUCAUUGGGCCAAAGGAGGCUCCAGUCUCAGAAACUCUGAGUAAUUCCGGGAAGUAUAUGCAUCACAGCUCACUAGAAUUAUAUGCAACUUUUUGGGUCAAAUCUCUUUGUAUAAAAUGCAUUUUAAGAUUUUUCUUGUUACAAUUAAAACUAGACGGUUGUGUGUUUUUUUUAUGUUUCAGGGCUGAAAUUUGGAUUCUCCUUAAAAAGAGUGGCCUGUUGUCGAUAGUUGAGAGUUUACUAUUUACCUCUAGCACCGUGGCAACCUUUUUAGCAAUCUUGACUCUUAUGGCAACUGGACAAAUACUUUCGCCCACAAAAGCCUUCAUGGUACUCUCUUUCAUGAACAUACUUCGAAUAACCUUAUCUCUUCGGUUGGGUAAUGCCAUUCCUUUGAUGUUUGAACUGAUUAUCUCCUUCAGAAGGAUUGAAAGGUUUCUAUUGUUGAGUAACAUCCCUUUAGAUCCUUCAGAAUACAAAAGAAGUUCAAGUGGAAAAGAAAAUGGCUUUCCAGCUUAUGUACAUUUGGAUGGUCAAAUCGUAGUAAGAAAUUGUUCACCAAACAGUGAAUCUAAAUGGUAUCUAAAUGGUAAUUCCGGGAAUCAUUUCGCAAACAAGGAACAAAUGCAUCCUGUUUAUCUAACCAAAGAUAUCCAGCAAUUUAGUGGACUUAAAGAUCGUGGUGUGCACUUGCAAGUUUCAAGGCUCACGUGUAAACUGACUGAUGCUGAGCACCAAGAAAAGUAUCUUAUUCGAGACGUUAGCUUUCAAGCUACUGAGAAAUGCCUUAUUGCUAUUACUGGUGAAGUGGGAAGUGGAAAGUCAACCCUCUUGGCUGCGAUCGCGGGAGAAGUAACUAAAACAAGUGGCGACGUGUCCUGUUCUGGAACUAUGGCUUAUGUUCCCCAAACUGCCUGGGUUUUCCCGGGAAGUCUUCGAGAAAACGUUUUAUUUGGUGAACUAUACGAUGAAAAGAGAUACAAUGAAGUGAUCGAAGCAUGCGCACUUAGGGAGGAUAUAAGCAGGCUUCCAAAUGGUGAUCUUUCGUUUGUUGGUGAGCAUGGGGUCGCCUUGAGUGGAGGGCAGCGGGCACGCAUUAGCUUGGCACGCGCAGUUUACGUUGAUGCAGAUGUGUAUCUACUGGAUGAUCCUCUAAGUGCUGUAGAUGCCAAAGUCAGUGAGCACAUAUUCAAUGAGUGCGUGUGCAGGCUUCUUAAAGAGAAGAUCACUAUUUUAUCGACCUAUGCAGAAAGAAGCAUGAAGGCCGCAACCCAGAUUGUGGUUCUUCAUGACGGCUCCGUAACAGAAACUGGCACCUAUCGUGAAUUAGAAAAUCGCGGUUGCGUCCUGGAAUCUAUCAUAGGGGUCAACGCAACAAUAAACGAAGAAAGGGCUAUUGCCGAAUUAAAAAUUGAAGGUAAAAAAACGCACGUGACGCCCACUUCAACCAGUGGUAGCCUUGACAAUCAUUUAGAGAUCUCAGAAGAAGAAAUGGCCGCAGGGAAUAUUUCAGCAGCAUUGUACUGGGAUUAUUUUAGAGCUGGAAUGCACCCACUUGCGAUUUUUGCUGUGGUUAUUCUUUUCCUAGUUGUCCAAGGUUAGUAUAACUGAUCUUGAAUAGUGACUUCUACCUGAGCAAAGCACGACCAAAAUUCUGCAGAACAAUUAUUAGAGCUAAUCUCAAAAGACAAAGGCAAUCCAAUCAAACUAUCAGAAUUCGUAGCAAAAGCGCUGCCUCCUCCACAGGUUUUCCCAAGGCUAAGUGGGAAGCACGGAACAAGGAAGAAGGGAGUGCUGAAACAAACUAAUCUUGUAACCAGAUCUCACUCUGUUUUACCUUGGCCGUGGGAGAUCUGGGUACGAGAUUAGAAACAAACCAGAAGCGCGAGAGGGGUAUGAUGGGAACUAGGUCAGAUUAUAUCAAAUUUCCCUCAAAAGUGAUCGUGAGCGACUGAACCGAGGCAAGCGAAAUGCUUUAGUCGGGGUCAAACGCAGUGAAACGUACGUGAUCAGACCGCCGCGAAUUGCUUUAGGGUUCACGUCCUGUUGGUUAAGGCCGAAUGCAAAGUAAAUCAGUGCCAAAAUUACUUCGAGAAGUCAUUGAAUCACUCACUAAUUUGUAUCCCACUUAAAUGCUUGCGGACAAUGCCAAGAUAUAAAGACUAAACAUGGAUUACUCUUUCUUCUCCCGUAGCUGUUAUGGUGUCUCCAAAUGUCUGGCUUUCGCAUUUGUCAAAGAUGGCGCAGAACAAACAAGAUAUGACCUCAACCCCCUUACGUAUUUAUGCUGGGUUCACCUCCGCUGCGUUUAUAUUUGCCAUCAUCCGUGCUUGUACUUUCUUCUACAUUUCCCUCAGGUCCGCUGAAAAGCUCCACAAUAAAAUGGUAACCAACGUUCUUCAAGCUCCGGUGUUGUUUUUCGACACAAAUCCUGCAGGACGAAUUUUAAACAGAUUCUCCAAAGACAUCGGAGCAAUUGACGAGCUUUUGCCCAAAAUGUUUCUGUUGGCUUCUCAGUCGCUCUUGUUUGUGUUCACCGCAGCUCUCUUGCCAUCGUUUACAAGUUUCUGGGUCUUUUUAGUUACAGUUCCCAUAUUUAUGACUUUUGUAUUUCUGGCAUGGUACUACUUGAAGACUUCACGGGAUCUAAAGAGACUAGAGUCAAUCUGCCGCAGUCCUGUCUUCUCACACUUUUCAGAGACCAUAGCUGGCUUGGACACAAUACGAACUCGAAAAAGAGAAAAGUACUUCAUCGAGCACCUUUAUCAGUAAGUGUAAUAGCAAUGGUUGGGAGUACUGCUCUUGUAGCCACAAUUCAGUCUAACAAGUUAAAAGAAAUCCACUUUAAAGGAAAUUUGGAAAUGGCAAUCUAAUUUGUUGACAAUCUUUGCUUUAAAUUUCUUGAAACAUGAUUGGCUGGUCAUUUGAGAAGUUACAGUGUAAAUGAAACACUAAGAAAGAGUGUCUCGUUUGAUAUUCAAACAACUGAGGUCAAUUUUAAAAACUUGGCUGCCUCUUCUUUUCCGAACUGACCUUUCGUUUUCGGGACGUCACCCCUUCUAGUGUCUGAUUCUUUACUUUGUUUGACAUUCAGUAAAUCUUUCUUUUGUUCAAUCACUCAUGUAUGCACCCGUCGGUGUCAAGACGGAAGGUAACGCAGCGAGUGGUCAACGCAUCGAACUCGCAACCAGGCUGUCCCUGGUUCGAGACCCUCUCUGAGCACUAGCUGGAUUUGUCUCUCAGUCAUCCAGAGUCACGUAGUCGGGCAUGCUUGGGGAUCUCAGUCCUUUUAAAUCCCAGUUUCUAUCUAUUUGGAAUACUUAUUUGAGUGGUACGUGUAGACUAGAUGAAAAAGAUGAGUCCACUUACAGUAUGAACAAAGCAAUUACCAUUCUUUUUUUCCUGUUUGUCGCAGAGAAUAUAUUCGACGAAAGGGAUCACAGCUAUGUUAAACUUUCUACAAUUUUUUUUCCUUUUUCUCAGACAUCAAGAUGUACACAACCGAGUGUUUUCCAUGGUAUUAGCUAGCAGUCGGUGGCUUGGCGUAAGAGCUGAUGCCCUAUGUUCAGUUUUAAUAACUUCAGUGGCUUUGAUGGUAGUUUUUCUCUUCCAAAAUCCAGGUAUGGUCCUAUACGACGGGUGAUUUUACAACCUUUGCCCCUUUCCAAAUCUAAGUAAGAGCAAUAACCGCAUCUCUAAAUUAGCAUUUCAGCAGUAACUAUAUCAAAAAUCAAUAAGGACGACAUUUUUCGCUCUGAGGAUGCGGCGCUUUUUCGAUUUUACAAGUGAAUAACUUAAAUAAUAUUUACCUUCUGUUGCAGCAAUAGCUGGCCUCGUCCUUGUCUACGUUAUUGAAACAUCUAACAUGUCCCAAUAUGCCGUGCGACAAUUUUCAGAGGUUGAGAAUCUCAUGACAUCAGUCGAACGAGUCAUGGCCUACUCCAGCAUCGACUCAGAACCAGGAUACAAAAUAAAAACACUCCCACCAGCAACUUGGCCUUAUAGUGGUCAAGUAACAUUCAGAAAUGUUUUCCUGAGGUAUUAUCCAGGUGGACCACAAGUGCUGAAGAAUCUAACCUUUACAGCUCAAGGGAGAAGGAAGCUGGGAAUUGUUGGGCGAACAGGAGAUGGAAAAUCAUCCAUUAUAGCGGCUCUUUUGCGCAUGCCGGAAGCUGACGGGGAGAUAUGUAUAGAUGGUGUCCCUGUAAAUAGCAUCCAACUGCGGGAAUCGAGAAGAUGCAUUUCUGUUCUCGGCCAAUCGCCUGUCCUCUUUAGUGGGUCACUCAGAAGGAACCUCGAUCCUUUGGAGCAACACAGAGAUGAUGAGCUAUGGAAUGUUCUGGAAGAAGUGAAACUUCAUAAUUUGGUAAAAAAUCUGCAGGGCCAACUUGACUACGAGCUUUUAGGAAGAGGCGAAAACCUGAGUGUUGGUGAACGACAACUAGUCUGCUUGGCUCGCACGUUACUGCAACAAAGUAAGAUCGUCAUCUUGGAUGAACCGACUGCUCACGUGGACCCCAACACGGAAAGGAUCAUCUGGGGUGCAGUGUACGAGAAGCUAAAAGAUUCCACCAUCAUUACCAUAGCUCAUAGACUGAACACGAUCAAAGACUGUGAUACAAUCUUAGUGCUUAGAGAGGGCCAGGUGGCUGAGAUGGACACCAUUGAAUCACUUCUUGGACGGGAGGGGGGUAUUUUUUAUAACAUGGCCGCGUCUCAAAAUUUUUGCUAUUAGAGCGUCUAUUAAUCAAACAUAUACUCUACUGAGGUCUAUUUCAGCCAAUAUUUAGCCUUUUGGAACCAAAGACUGAUUAAGCCUCUAAAUGAGUCACUUAAAUAUAAGUUAGGCCAAAAUAGCGCUAUCAGGACAGAGCUAUUUCAAAUGGAUAAUAGGACUGUAGUGUUGCCUCGGAGGUGAGCAACAUCUAGGUUGUGUGGGGACUGAGACACAAUAAAUUGGCUUGUCAAAGGACUUGAAAAACUAAAAAAUUGGCCACCGUUUAGAGAUUGGGAAGCUAACCCUGCAGCCCAUUCUGAGACACAUUUCAGUCUUUUGGGUGCAUUAGCUCUUGCAUGUUAUUUUGAGAAUUACUUAACGGUUGCUUUCCUUGGGGAUCAUUAUUCCCAUCUAGUGUAUUGAUUACCAGUUCCACCUAUUAUAAAACAGCAGUCUCUUUCCAUGUGAUAUGUGCAAAGCAAAUUGCGUGCGCCACUCCAGACAUUCUCAUCAGUGCAUUGUUGAGCAACAAAAUUCGGUGAUCGGUAAUAUAAUUGAAACUCAUAGCAACACUGAAAAAUAAAUCAGUUUCGUAUUUUAAGAAAUUGCUAAAGAAAAUUUGGUUGCCUUUACUUUUCUAAAUCAUUGAAAUGGUUUUAAGUUAUAUUUUUAAUAGUUAGCAAAUUAUAGCAAGACUUUUCAAAAAGUCGCUUCUUAUGGACAGUACGCUCCAACGGUUGUACUUUAAUGGGUUCAGAUUUUAUGGUCGAGCCAAACUUCUUGAGGGAAAUCAUCUGCCUUAAUUACACGAGUUGAAAUUUUCACAAAGUAUCAUCUCAAAUUUUGCUUUAGCGA
Molecule: messenger RNA, 8046 nt
Organism: Porites evermanni
Lineage: Eukaryota; Metazoa; Cnidaria; Anthozoa; Scleractinia; Poritidae
Source: the annotation of a GenBank genome assembly